CGGAGCUGAGGCGGACUGGUGGCUAACGGCUGCCGGUUCCAGAGUUUGCGGACCGGAAGCUGGAAAUUGGGGGUAAAUUUAAUGGGGGAAGAGUAAAUGAGGAGAUCGCAGUGGCCGCUGAUGUUGAUCUGAGUCGUAACUGAGUUCACGGCCAUCUCCUGUCUUUUGAUUUUCACAAUAGUCGGUCCUGGAAGCCUGCGGUGCCGCCGCUGUUUGUAGUGGGGACGGCUUUGUGGUAGGACCGGUUACUUCCGUUGCUGUGGAGAGGAGCUUUUCAACAAUGGCCUGGAGAUUACCAGUUCUGUUUGGUACUGGAGAUCGAGUGGUAGAAAUGGAGGAUACGGAGGAUGACAAUCUUGCUAUAUCUGUUUCAUCUGAUGUUGAUGCCGAGUUCGAUACAGUAAUUGGGCACAUAGAAGAUAUUAUUAUGGAUGAAGAAUUUCAGCAGUUACAGAGAAAUUUUAUGGAUAAAUACUAUUUGGAAUUUGAGAAUACUGAAGAAAACAAGCUUAUUUACACUUCAAUUUUCCAAGAAUAUAUUGAUUUGUUAGAGAAGUACAUUGAACAGCAGUUGAUAGAGAGGAGACCAGCCUUCAGCAUGACUACGUUCAUUACAUCACUACAGCAACAUAAAGAUGAGAUAUCUGGAGAUAUAUUUGACAUGUUACUGACUUUCACAGAUUUCCUGGCUUUCAAAGAAAUGUUUCUUGACUACAGAAUGGAAAAGGAAGGGCGUGGCCUUGACUUUAGUGGAGAUCUUGUAGUGACAUCGUUAUCAAAAUCAUCUUCGUUGCCUCAGGCUUCACAAAACAUGCGACCUUUCCAGUAGUUUAUUGUAUCUCUCUGGAGUCCUACGUUUAGUCCCAUAGGCUUACAUAUUCCAAACACAAUUGAUAGACAUUUUGACACAUUAUAGUAUUCUCCAAGGACGGUUGUACAGGUACACCAUUAAACUACAAUAAAAGGCUUCAGUUCUAAUAUUUUUGUUUUUCAGAUCCUACUUAGCAAGAAUCUUGUUAUCUUUAACAACAUUUUCACACAUAGGGCAAAGGCCUCCUAAUCCUAUUUGCAGGUCUGCAUGCUGUAAUAAUCUUACAAAGAUUCUAGUGGCAGUACCUGAAGGUAAGGACAUGCAGCCACCACUUUAUGCUUUGAGACCCAUCUUGACAUGUCUUUAUCCGGAACUCUUGGCAGUAAUAUAAACAUUGUAAUUAGAGGCAGCGAUCACUGCCCAUUGUUAAUUGCACAAGUCCACAUGUCAUUUUUGGCCUGCUAGCUUGUAUGUAGCUUCCCGACCUAGAAACACUAAUAGCCUUUUGUUUUUGGCUCCCAUUGUUACAGUUCAGACCCCUUCAUUUUGCAAAGUAAUUCUUGAAAUGGAAAGUGGGAUCUUCAUACCAGAACUGUUUCUAAUUAAAAACACUGAGCCCAUAUCUAUGACUAUCAUUUUCCAUAACAUUCAGCACAUGCAGAAUCUACGAUGGUAAUUUUAGUGUUUUAAUGCUUCAACCAUUAAAAUGUGUGUUCCUGAGGUAGGCCAUUCCCACAUGCUGGUAAUUGGGUCAGUUUGCUACUUCGGCCUCUGUUAAUACUAGGAACCUGUAAAUAUAGCUGCGAUUGAAUCAAGAUUUUGUAUCUCCUCUAUGUUUGAGACUUCAAAUUGUGUUUUGGUUUGUUGCUAUUUUCAUAGUACGAUAGUAUUUCCUGAACAUAAACUGAGAUUUCCAUGGGAUAAUGUAUUGGUUGUAAUGCAGUUAGGUAAAGUCUGUGAUAAUAUUGUACAUACCACUUAGACACUCCCCAAAAAAAUGCACAUUUUACAUUUCAUUAACUAGAGGAUCCUGUAACUUAUUUGACCUAGUUGUAAAACAUAUUUUGUAAGAUUUCAGGUGGGAAACUUUGGUUCUUUUACCACUUAAACACUGUUCAUUGACUGGUUAGUUGGCCAGAACUGUAGCCAUUGGAUUAAAAAGUCAAAGUCUAUAACAUUGUUACGUCUAAUAGUUCAAAGAUCUUGUUGAGAGAAUACAGAGUAUUAUGGCUUUCCUAAUGUGUACAGUGAUUUUGCCGACUCAGCUCGUUUCGCUGAAAGUUACAAAUUCAUGCUUACUUAUUUUUCAUAUUUGUACAUAUAUUUUUAUUUGUGUAUUUUAAAUAAAAAAUUGCUGAGAUGCACUUUUGUAA
Molecule: messenger RNA, 2184 nt
Organism: Carcharodon carcharias (great white shark)
Lineage: Eukaryota; Metazoa; Chordata; Chondrichthyes; Lamniformes; Lamnidae
Gene: arl2bp
Product: ADP-ribosylation factor-like 2 binding protein
Exons: 7
Coding region: 281-829 (182 amino acids)
Biological process (GO): maintenance of protein location in nucleus; positive regulation of tyrosine phosphorylation of STAT protein
Cellular component (GO): mitochondrial intermembrane space
Source: RefSeq, a predicted model, not a curated record